Molecule: messenger RNA, 2531 nt
Organism: Drosophila mojavensis
Lineage: Eukaryota; Metazoa; Arthropoda; Insecta; Diptera; Drosophilidae
Gene: TyrRII
Product: tyramine receptor 1
Exons: 7
Coding region: 998-2404 (468 amino acids)
Biological process (GO): adenylate cyclase-activating adrenergic receptor signaling pathway
Cellular component (GO): membrane
Molecular function (GO): G protein-coupled receptor activity
Source: RefSeq, a predicted model, not a curated record
GAAUUUAUCUGGAGCUUUAGCAAAAUUGGUUGUUGUUUGGAUUUUCUUGUAAUUUGUUCUUUUCUAUUUAAUUAAUGUAUUGUAAUUAUUCAGUAUCUCUUCAACAUAUCAGCAAUAGAAACGGGUGUUCGGGUUUAUUAAUAAAGCUAAAAAUAAUAAAAACAAAACCAACAACAACAACAAAAUCCAAAAGCAACAAAACGAAAAGGCGUUGAACGGCCGAAGAAUUUGCCCAUGUUGUUGGUUUAGUGCGCUGUAUUUUGUGUACUUUAGCAGGCAAUAAUAAAAUAUAUUGUUCAUACGCAGCAUUGCCUACGCUCGCUCGCCUCCAGCAGCAUCCGAGCGGCAAAAAGUCGUUCUGUCAGUUGGGAACGGCGUCUGCUUUAGGCAGCUGUGCGGCUGUCUGCCUGUCUGGGGCUGUAUAGACAAUUUGUAUCGUAUGUUUUUUCGCAAUUAAAACAAAUAAUAUGGUAAAUUUGAUAACAUAAAUGAAAUAUAAAAAGUAUUGGAAACAAAAAAGGAGAAAUAUAAUUGCUAGAGAGCCAACAGAUUGUCGAAAAAGCAGAGAUUGAAACACGUUCAUUUAAGUGCACAAAUUCCACAAUUUGAAAUAUGCAAAGUUUUGUUCGUUAGUUUGUAUGUAUGUGUAUUACAUAUUUGCUUAGAAGGUGUGUCAACAAUAAAAAAUCUGAGAAAUAUUACUUGCAAAAUCAUAAGCUGUGCAUUGUUUAGCACUGACUAACAGUGUUAUUUACAGCAAGUGCUUUGUAUGCUGUCCGGGAAAUGAAAGAGCGUGGCCCUGAGGUCAUUGGAGGCACAGCUGUCCACUCAAGGCUUGCAGCAUCAGCGGCUGUUUAUGUAUGAAAGCAUAAUCAAUUGGGAACAUUAUCUUUAUUUAAAAUGUACAAGUCAACUGUUACAAUCUAAGAAAUAUAUUAGUAGUAUAAUCGCAUGAAGCGAACUCCAUACUGAGAGCUUCACGGAAUUUGCCUAAAUAAUGAACGCCACUUUGAAGAGUAUGACCUGGUCGACGAUUGUGGCUGUCGCUUUAUUCCUGCUACUUAUAUUGGUAACAGUAAUUGGGAAUAUGCUUGUCAUAUUAUCAGUCCUAACAACGAGGAGACUGCGAACCGUCACGAAUUGCUUCGUAAUGAACUUAGCCACCGCCGAUUUGCUGGUGGGCAUCUUCGUAAUGCCACCGGCAGUUGCCUUGCAUGUCAUUGGCUCAUGGCAACUUGGCUGGGUACUCUGCGAUAUUUGGAUCUUCUUUGAUAUUUUGCUGUGCACGGCAUCCAUUCUAAGUUUGUGUGCCAUAAGCUUGGACAGGUAUCUUGCCGUGACACAACCAUUGACAUAUUCGAAAAAAUGGCGCUGCAAGCGAUUGGCAUUGUUAAUGAUUCUUGGAGUUUGGAUCGUAGCAUUUAUAAUUACGUGUCCCCCAAUGUUUGGCUGGUAUGAACCAGGCCGAAAUCGGUAUGAAGGUGAAUCCGUUGACUGCCGCUAUAAUCAGAAUAAAGGAUAUGUUGUUUACUCGGCCAUGGGCUCGUUCUUCAUACCUCUCACCAUCAUGUUAUAUGUUUACGUCAAGAUUGGCUUUGUACUGACCUCGAGAAGACAACGAAUCGUAAACGAUGCAAAUACGGAACGCACCGCAGAUCAUGAUGUGGAUGGCGAUAAUUUUGUAUCUGAAGCGGAGCUUUAUCGCUGCAAUCCACACAAAUGCUUGCCGAGCUGUGAGGCGCGUUGCAGCGUCAUAGGAUCUCAUGUAAAUCCCAUAUUUGGGGCUAACAACGUCAAGUGCACCAAAUGCCAGGAGGCAAAAGUUGGCGAUAAGCGGAAAAAGUUUAAGCAUCAGCCGACCUUCUAUGAGCUGGUAGAGGUUUCGCGCAUGUCCUCGCUGAUGCACUGCUCCGUGGACAAUUGCCGGUAUCAUGCCAAGUGCAGCUCGACCUUGUCCAUGCCAGCUCUGUACUACAAGGAGAGUCAGUGCAUGGCUGACAAGUCGAUGGAAAUGCCGAAUGGUAAUCAGAUGGGAGCCAACCGGGCGUCCACCACGUCCCACCAGAUGCAGCGGCAGCUGGCAAAUCAUCGCAUUCCCAUGCGCGUAUCGACCAAAAUUCAAAAUAGCAAAACGACCAAGACUCUCACCAUUGUCAUGGGAGGCCUAAUCGCAUGUUGGACACCGUUUUUUACUUUAUACAUCCUUGUGCCCUUCUGGCCGCAGCUGAAAAAGCUCGAGGGUCUCAUGACGUUCCUCAUAUGGGUUGGCUGGGUGAACUGCGCCAUUAACCCGUUCCUUUAUGCCUUUAAUCCGGACUUUCGAGCUGCGUUCUGGCGCCUCACCUGUCGGCGAAUCUGCAAGCAGAAACUGGCCCAAAACCAUAUAAAUAUGUUUCGUGCGUAAGCCCUUAAGCCCCCCGUAUUGAAACACAUUUACUUGGGUGUAUAAUAAUUGAUUAGGAAGUCCACAAUUUUUAUUUGAAUUUGAAACAGAUGUAAGAGCACGUAAAAAAUAAAUAGAUUUAUUUAAA